Molecule: messenger RNA, 6384 nt
Organism: Dama dama (fallow deer)
Lineage: Eukaryota; Metazoa; Chordata; Mammalia; Artiodactyla; Cervidae
Gene: SLC25A30
Product: solute carrier family 25 member 30
Exons: 10
Coding region: 165-1040 (291 amino acids)
Biological process (GO): mitochondrial transport
Cellular component (GO): mitochondrial membrane
Source: RefSeq, a predicted model, not a curated record
GGCCCCUGGGCCGCCCCCGCCUCUCUGCUGCCUCUCUUCCAGCUCCCGCGCGGCCGCCCGUUCCGUCUGCUGCAGACCCCGGGACCGAGGAGGCGCAGGGCCGCAGCCGCCGGGAAAAACCCCGUUGGAGGCUAUGCUUCUGUGAACGACAGACGGCGGUGAGCAUGUCGGCCCUGAACUGGAAGCCCUUCGUGUACGGAGGCCUGGCCUCCAUCACGGCAGAGUGCGGUACCUUUCCAAUUGAUUUAACCAAGACACGGCUCCAGAUUCAAGGCCAGAAGAAUGAUGCAAACUUUAAAGAAAUCAGGUAUCGAGGAAUGUUGCACGCAUUAGUGAGGAUAGGCAGAGAGGAAGGCCUGAAAGCGCUCUAUUCGGGGAUCGCUCCGGCAAUGCUACGCCAGGCUUCCUAUGGCACCAUCAAGAUAGGCACCUACCAGAGCUUGAAGCGGUUAUUUGUCGAGCGUCCAGAAGAUGAAACCCUUCUGAUAAAUGUGGUCUGUGGGAUUCUCUCUGGAGUCAUAUCCUCAAGCAUUGCUAAUCCAACGGACGUUUUGAAGAUACGGAUGCAAGCUCAAAGCAGUACCCUUCAAGGAGGAAUGAUAGGCAACUUCAUUAACAUUUACCAGCAAGAGGGCACGAGAGGACUGUGGAAGGGUGUGUCCCUUACUGCUCAGAGGGCUGCUAUCGUGGUCGGCGUGGAGCUGCCAGUCUAUGACCUCACCAAGAAGCAUCUGAUUCUCUCAGGCCUGAUGGGAGACACGGUGUAUACCCAUUUCCUCUCAAGCUUCACCUGUGGGCUGGCGGGAGCCCUGGCCUCAAACCCUGUGGAUGUGGUGAGGACACGUAUGAUGAAUCAGAGAGUCCUCCGCGAUGGCGAAUGCCCCGGCUACAAAGGUACCCUGGACUGCUUGUUACAGACAUGGAAGAAUGAAGGGUUUUUUGCUCUAUAUAAAGGGUUUUGGCCAAAUUGGUUGAGACUUGGUCCUUGGAAUAUUAUUUUCUUUGUGACCUAUGAGCAGCUGAAGAAACUGGAUUUGUGACAGGUCAAGACUGCAUGAGACAUCCUCUGAAAACGCUCACCUCUGAAAUAGCGAAGCUUCCUGUCUUUCCCACUGCUUCUCACUGCUUGGCCCGCCACAGAUUGGGGUGUGAGCAACAGGUGAGGGCUGGGUUAGCUCAGAUCGCUGUGUCCCCCGUCGGACGCUCUGCACCAAAUGUUUAACGGCCUCGACUGUAAGAUCCAGACACUAGUCCUUACCAUUCAAGUGCCCUUCGACAUCAAAGAUAACAGGAAAUGCAUGUUUCUUGCUAAAGAAAACUUGCAUGAAGGUCAGGAACUGUGGACUGUUUCCUUCAGGCGAAGAGUAACUCCUGGUGCACCUCAGCUCAUAGCGGAGACUCCCAGACUGUUGUGAAGAAGCUCUUUGGAACUGUGGGAUGGAACAUCUGAGAUGGUGUUAUUGUUCCUGAGCUUCUGGGGGGGCUUUGGCUUCCUGUCCGCUGAAGAAAUUCACACAUGGAGACCUGGUGUACCCCAAGUAUAAACAGGGCAGGAUAGAGAUCCCUGGAACAUUGCACUGCUUUGUAAUUUUCUAUUUUGGCAGGAUCUUUCACUUAUAAUAAGUGACUUUUAAGCCUUUGAGCACUCGACCUUUGUGGGGAAUUGUUACAAAGUAUUACCAUCUAAGCUCAUGAUGGUGUGAGAGGUUGGCUUGGAAGGUAGCAAAGUCGGUGUUGUGGGAGGUGUGUUUAAGCAACUUGGGUUCUGUCCUAGGUGAUGGUAGUACUGGGUUGGCCAAAACGUUUCUUCAGGUUGCAAGAGUGUGGGGAAAAUCCGAACGAACUUUUUGGCCAACUCAAUAAUUUUCUCUUGUGAUAUUAGCAAAGUUUCUGUCUCCCAGCCUACAAUAGGGGUAAUAACAUCUGUUGAUACUGAGUGUCAGGUGAAGAAAACAGUAGCUCCUACUACUAGACUUGUAGGAUAAGUGUCUUUACAUCAUGGUGUUGUAUAGCCAUAAUUCCAGAAUAAAUAGUUCCUAUGUGUGAAGAGAGUCAUUUUAUCAUGGACUUCUCCCAGGUGAGGUCCUGUGAUAAAACUCUUGUGAAAGAAAGGCUAACGUGCUGUUGUGUUUCCCGUAGUGAAAUGUGGCAAGUUAAUUGAAGAGUUGCUUUUUCCAGAUUUCCCGGGUUUUACUUUAGUUCUGGUCACAUUUGUUAAAAUAUUUCCUGUCUUGGACUUCUUUAUCAGUUUGGAUGGAAAAUACUUGCUUGAAAUUUGAAAAGCAAUAUUUUUGUAUACCUAGAGUCUGAUACGGAGAAGGCAGUGGCACACCACUCCAGUACUCUUGCCUGGAAAAUCCCAUGGACGGAGGAGCCUGGUAGGCUACAGUCCAUGGGGUCGCGAAGAGUCGGACACGACUGAGCGACUUCACUUUCAGUUUUCACUUUCAUGCACUGGAGAAGGAAAUGGCAGCCCACUCCAGUAUUCUUGCCUGGAGGGUCCCAGGGACGGGAGCCUGGUGGGCUGCCGUCUGUGGGGUCACACAGAGUUGGACACGACUGAUGUGACUUAGCAGCAGCAGCAAAGUCUGAUAAGAGGUAUAUAAUAGCUUCCUUCUUUUCUUCUAAAGACAGGAUAUCAUUCUUCUUUCUCGUCUUCAUCUUACUCUUUUCAAAAUAAAAAGUGACUCUGAGAGAGUCCCAGGACCUUUAUACUUCUGGGAGACAUCCCUAGGAAAGAAAAUAUAUUCAACAUUCACUUGGGUAACUUUGGUUCUACCCUUAGAGUGUGUUCAGUUGUGUCCGACUCUUAACUACCCCAUGGGCUGUAUCCCGCCAGGCUCCUCUGUCCAUGAGACUUUCCAGGCAAAAAUACUGGAGUGGGUUGCCAUUUCCUCCUCCAGGGGGUCCCCCCAACCCAGGGAUCGAACCCAUUUCUCUUGGGUCUCCUGUGUUGGCAGGCAGGUCUUGACUGCUGCGCCACCUCGGAAGCCCUGUGAGAGGGACAGUAAUACGUACUUGCUGGGGCUCCAGGACAGGCACCUUUGCGGUAUAUGCAGGUUCCCAGUCCGUCCAGCCCCUGGACUGCUUCCUCCUUCGAAGCAGAACAGAAGGCACGCAGAUUUUUUGGGGGGAUUGGGCAGUUUUUCUCCUGGUCUCUCUCACCUUGCCUUCUAUAUUAAUGCUGACUUUGAAAAUAAGAUUUUGUGAAGCAGGAUUUCUGUUCCAAAAGUAAGAGCUAAGACAAGAAAGGAGGAGGUCAGAGGGGCAGGUAGGUGUUGAUUGCUUCAAGAUUCAGAUGGAAGUCUAGUUCUCGCUGACCAGCUCCGGGUGUGAUAUUAGAGAGCUGACCCUCUUCAGGCCUCGUCCCUCGUACUAAACCAUAUGUUUAAAGAGGAGACUUCUCUUCUUACCAGAACAUUCCAUUGAUGUAAGGGCUUUCUAUAGAAAGGCUUUCACUUUUGGGUUCCUUGAGUUUAAAGGAUGACUUUUUAUGAGCCACUCUUUGUUUUUUCCCCUUAAUGUAGAAAACAUUAUAAGUGUACAUAUAAUUCCUAAAACAGUAGAAGUGAGUUCAUUUUGAAGACCGUGAAAAGAUUGAAUGUCAUGCACUAUUCAUUAUAUCAGUUUAUUCCAAUAUGUUCAUUUUCACACCAGGAUGAAAAGAAAACCAAACCUCUCUGUAAAAGGUAAGCACAUUUUUAAGACAAAAAUGCUGUAUAUCUUCAGUGCAGACUUAUUAUAAAUACCUUAUAGAACCGAGUCUUAACCUGUUUUGAUUUUUUUUUUUUUCUGUUCCCUGAAAGAGUUAUGCAGUUGUUGAAGCUUCUAACCAAGGAAGAACUUGAAGGACUGGGAGAUUUGGUCUCCUUGUCUCCGGGGCUGUGACUAUAAGUUCCCUCCCUCCACCCCCUUGGGUAUUGUUAAAUGUAGCAAAGGGAUUUUUAGCUUUUAUAACCCAAAUGAAGAAAGUGGAUUUUUUUUGUUUGCUUGUGGAUUUGUGUAAUCAUUGAUGACUAAGUUUGGCUGAUUGUGAUACAAAGAACGGCUUCUGUUUUCUGUAUUUAUUCAUGCACCAGAAAUAGUGUAUAUUAUUAUAUAAAGACUAUAAAAGUUUUCAUAAGCCUUUAUAUUUUGAACUCUUUAUUUAAACAUUGUUGGAAAAUGUGGCAUAAACCUUGUGUCAUUAUUUAAUAAACUGUAGUAAUAUAUAAUAAUAAAAAUGAUUUGUGGUAUUUCAGAUGCAUUGAAACAUUUGAACAAAGACAAGCUCUUAAACCGUCCGGGAAGUUGGAGUAGAUCUGGCAUUUGUGAAGGUGGCUGCAGACAUUUCUCUCUGCUUAGAGAAGUUGUUGAGAUCAUCUUACUAAUUGCCUGGAGACGUGUGUGGCCUCCCAGUCUGCAGCUCAGUAGGGGCCGGUGAAUUUGGCUCAUUGGGUUUGCUGGGCAAGGCAGCUUUGAGAUUACGGAACACAGGUGGGAUGCCAUCAGGGUCUUGAAAUUUCAGGACCCCCGCAGUCCUUCUAACGCCUGGUGUUGGCAGGAUCCUUGGUUAACUGUUGGCUAGGUGGACACCUCUGGUUGUGAUAAAACAACCAGGGGAUGAAAUGCAAACCUGGUUCAUUACUUAUUUAUUUUUUUACUUGAAAAUAUUUUCUAGGUGCCUGUCUUAACAUUUGAAAUAAAUUCAGUGGUCUAUUGAAAAAACGGAAUUGGCAAAAAAAAAAAAGGAAGCCUUGUGGUCUCUGGUCCCCUGCCUAAGAGAUCAGAUGACAUACCUUUAUGUGAUCGAGUUCACAUGAAGGUCAGUGGGAGGAGCUGGCUGCUGGUGAACCUUAAAUGCUUGGAGAAUUCACAUCCCACUGGAUCCGGGCACCUGUUAGACACACUGGGCGUGGAAUCCAGGCUAUCUAUUUUUAAAGGCACAGCUGAGAAAAUCUGAUGGUAAGCUUUUGGUAGAUGACAGCUGCUCCACCCUGAAGCAGAGUAUGGGAAUAGAAGACAAAGGCAAUGGAUGGAUCAGUUUCUUGCAAACUUGAUGCAAAUCAUGGGACCAAGAGCAAAAAACUGGAAGCUCCCUAUGCCUAUAUGUCCCUUGCUGAUAUAAUAAUCUGUACAGUAGCUUACCACGGACUCAGGAGAAGAAUGAGUUAUAUCUCAGUCUGCUGACCUGGAAAGAUAUACAUGAUAUGCUAUCAUAAGAAACAAGAUGGAGACUUCUAUAGGUAUAUCAUGAACUCAUCGCUUAGAGGAAAAAGCACAAUCUUAUGUCAGUAGAGAAUGGUUGUAAAGGUUGUGGAUUAGGCUUCUCCAGAGAAAGAGGGACCAGUGGGAUGAGUGUGUGUGCCCAUGCAUGGUUUAUUUUAAGGAAUAUGCUUAUGUGACUGUGGGAGGCUGGCAAGUCUAAAACCUGUAGGGCAGUUAGGCAGGACAGCAGACUGGAAACUCAGGCAGGGUUUUAGUUGUCUUUUUUUUUCUCUUUGGCUGUGCCAUGCAGCUUGAAGCAGUGAAUACACUGGACUGCCAGGGAACUCCCUCUGUUUUAGUCUUAAGUCAGAAUUCUUUCUCUGGGAAAUCAGUUUUUCCCUCCUAAGAUCUCUAACUGAUUGAAUGGGGCCCCCCCAUAUUAUGGAGUGUAAUCUUUUUUUAAGCGCUUUUUAAAAACUUUUGUUUAUUUUUUGGCUUUAUUCCUGUACGCAGGCUGUUUCUAGUCUCAGUGAGUGGGAGCCUCUCAUUGCGGUGGUUUCCCUUGUUGCAGAGCACAGGCUCCAGGGCUCACGGGCUUCGAUAGUGGAGUCCUGGGCUGUGGAGCUCGGGCCCAGCAGUUGUGGAGUACAGACUGAGCUGCCCCUCGGCACGUGAGAUCUCUGAGCAGGGAUAGAACCGUGACCCCUGCAUUGGCAGGCAGAUUCCUAGCCAGGGAAGUCCAAUAUGGAGUGUAAUCCUAAUGUCAGCUGAUUGUAGAUGUUAUUCACAGCUGCACGUACCUUCAUGGCAACAUCUAGGCUAGUGCUUGCCAUAUAUCUGGGCACUGAAGCAAGGUCAAAUUGACACAAAAUUGAAUCAUCACAGGGAAGAAAAUUAUUAAUAUUUUCUUUAUGCAUAAUUGUAUUGGUUGGUUUGAAAACUGAUGUUUUGCCAUUUAAAGAAAAAUCUUAAAGAGGGCUAAUUUGGAAUACAAAUGUUCAAGGUACAUAUAAGUGAAGGGAAUUGGGGGGAGUUAGAGUUGCAGUAUAUGUAAUAGUCUACUUGUAUUUUAACUAUGUUUGUAAAGUAUACCUAAUGCCUGUCAAACAUAAAAUUGAGCUGAACGGUUAAAUGGGAAACUUGUUUAUUUCAGUUUUAACUACUUCCUGUUCCUCAGUAAACUUAGUACUUUUAUAA